Aspergillus terreus NIH2624 is the source of this 4938-nucleotide messenger RNA. RefSeq names its product chromatin segregase YTA7. Gene Ontology annotation, molecular function: ATP hydrolysis activity; histone binding; ATP binding. The transcript is spliced from 2 exons. The coding region runs from base 1 to 4938 and encodes 1645 amino acids. Gene Ontology annotation, cellular component: nucleus. NCBI's taxonomy places the organism in Eukaryota, Fungi, Ascomycota, Eurotiomycetes, Eurotiales, Aspergillaceae. The record is from RefSeq and is a predicted model, not a curated record. Gene Ontology annotation, biological process: positive regulation of transcription by RNA polymerase II.
AUGCCGCGCGUCAAACGUUCAAUUGAAGAGUUGGCCAACAAGUCCGACUCGGACGACGACGACUACAGUGAUCAUCCCGUGCGCACGUCUCGGCGCUCCACCUCUCGAACCAAGUCGAAGAAAAAGUCGAAACCCGCCAAGAAGAAGGCCCGUCGCGGUUCCGACGACGAUAUCCUGUCCGACGAUGACCUACUGAGCGGAGUCGACGACCUGUCAUUCGAUGAGUCCGAAGAGGAAGAUCUCAAUGCGCCCAGGAAUGCUCGCGGCUUGGUCGCCCGAAGGGCCGCCACGAACCGACCCUUGUACAACGAAGACGACGACGAUGACAGCGCCGAAGUUGACGACGAAGAAGACGACGAGCCCGCCUCUCCGCCGAAGAAACGAAAAAGUGCCGUGGUCAAGCUGAAAGUCGGCGAGGCUCUCAAAUUCUCGCCGUUGGAGAAUCGACGCACCACUCGCCGCACCCGCGGUCCCUCGGAAGAUAUCUAUGCUUUGACUAAUUCGGGCCGCCAUAUGGAGACGAUCGAACGUGGGACGCACACUCCCGAGCCGGAGGCGGUGCGGUCCACGCGCCGUGGUUCUCGUGCCGCGAAGCAGGUUCCCGCUGUUGCGGAAGAGGACGAGAAGCCUGUCGUUCAAGAGGAGUACGUCGAGGAAACGACGACGGAGGUCAAGGGGUCCCAGUUCGAGAUUAUGGAGAGCGAAUACCACGAGUCGUUUGAAGAAGCAGCGCCUCCCAGCAAUGGGCAGCAAUCUGCUGGAGACGACGUGGGGGUGGUACCCGAAUCUGAAAAUGGGGAUGCAAAGGACGAAGACGACGACGACGACGACGAGGAUGAGGGACCGAUCACAAGGAGGAGGAACCGACCUAGUCGAAGUCAGCAAGACGAGCCGGAACAACAGGACGAGGAAGAACCAGAGGAGCCACGCCGCUCUAGCCGCAAGAAACCCAAAAGUUCUCAACGGAAGCAACAGGACGAGGAGAGUGAUUUCGAGCCGGAGGAAGAAGAAUCGAACGAUGACGACGAGCUCUCUCAGUCUGGAAAUGGUUCUCCACAGAAAAGUCAGGCCCCUGAAGAGGACGAGGACAGUACCGCCGGCCGGCGUCCUGGUCUGCGUAAGCGGGCGUCUCGGUCCCGCGGACAAUCUGAGGCUGCGGCUGAUAUCGCGGAAGAGCUGGCGGAGGAGCUGGAAGAUCUCAAAGGCGGUCGAUCACGACGAAGGCUGCAGACGGAUAUCGUAUACGAGAAACCACGGCGCAGCCGAAAGGAUGUGGAUUACCGGAUCAUUCGGCCCGACCUGCUUUUGCCUAUGGAGGAGGCGGAGAACGAAGUAAACGAGUCUCCUUCGCGCCGUGGGCGAGGCGGUGGUGGCGGGAAAUGGGAACGCACCCUCUUCCCUACCUACGGGCCCUUUGGAGGCGGCGGGCCGUCUGCAAUUCUGGCCCCUCCCGGAGCGCCAGGUGCAACGGGUGGGGUUGACAGCGAUAGCAGUGAUGAUGAGGGUAUGCAGCAGGCUAAAGGCGGUGCCGGAGGGCCGGCCCUUGGUCCCUCUGGCCCCGGACUACUGAACACACAAACUCAUGCCGAUCCCGCGCAUGGCCUGUCUGGCACGCCUGCGAACUUCGGCAAGGUCAAGGAUAAACAGGCGCUUGCUGAUGCGGAUCCAUUAGGCGUGGACAUGAGUGUCAAUUUCGACAGUGUCGGUGGCUUGCAAGGACAUAUCGAUCAGCUUAAGGAGAUGGUUUCCUUGCCGCUGUUAUACCCGGAGAUCUUCCAACGCUUCCACAUUGUGCCCCCGCGGGGCGUGCUCUUCCAUGGACCCCCUGGAACGGGUAAAACGCUACUUGCAAGAGCACUGGCCAACAGUGUCAGCUCCGAAGGCCGCAAGGUGACCUUUUAUAUGCGGAAGGGAGCGGAUGCCCUGAGUAAAUGGGUUGGCGAGGCUGAACGACAACUCCGGCUUCUGUUCGAUGAGGCCCGCAAGACCCAGCCCAGUAUCAUCUUCUUUGAUGAAAUUGACGGACUGGCCCCUGUGCGGUCAAGUAAGCAGGAGCAAAUUCACGCAUCGAUUGUCUCGACACUCUUAGCGUUGAUGGAUGGAAUGGAUGGUCGUGGACAGGUGAUUGUCAUCGGAGCUACCAACCGACCUGAUUCCAUUGAUCCUGCUCUUCGCCGGCCUGGUCGGUUCGAUCGCGAGUUCUACUUCCCUUUGCCGAAUACCGAAGGCCGACGAGCUAUUCUGGAUAUCCAUACCAGAGGCUGGGACCCGCCUCUGCCGGAUGCCAUUAAGGAUGAGCUGGCAGAGAUCACGAAGGGGUAUGGAGGUGCAGAUCUUCGCGCCUUGUGUACAGAGGCUGCCCUCAACGCCGUUCAGAGAAGAUAUCCUCAGAUCUACAAGUCCGAUAAGAAACUGCUUAUUGAUCCCAAGAAGAUUGAUGUUACGCCGAAGGACUUCAUGCUCGCGAUCAAAAAGAUGGUCCCGUCGUCGGAGCGGUCUACCUCUUCUGGUGCGUCUCCGUUGCCGAAGGAGAUCGAGCCCUUGCUGCGCAGUCCUCUCGCGGAACUUCAAAGCCUCUUGGCGGAGGUGCUCCCUCAGAGGAAGCGGCUCACUGCCCUGGAGGAGGCUCAAUUCGAGGAUCCUGCGGACGGAACCUUCCGUCGCGAGCAGAUGAUGCAAGAAUUCGAUCGAUCGCGAGUGUUUAGACCGAGAAUGCUCCUUCGGGGGCCGUUGGGCAUGGGCCAACAGUAUCUCGCUGCCGCCCUCCUGCACCACUUUGAAGGGCUUCAUGUUCAGUCCUUUGACCUCCCAACGUUGCUGAGUGAUUCCACUCGAUCUCCCGAAGCAGCGGUGAUCCAAUUGUUUGCCGAAGUCAAACGGCAUCGACCCAGCGUGAUCUACAUCCCCAACAUCCAAUCUUGGUUUGAUACUAUCGGACAGGCUGUGAUCUCUACCUUCGUGGGUCUCCUGCGAUCUAUACCCCCCACAGAUCCGGUUCUGUUACUUGGAGUACAAGAGUCUAUGGCAGAAGAGACGGAUGUUGGAUUAAUCAGGAAUCUGUUUGGAUAUUCAAAGAAAAACUUCUACGAUCUGAAGGCCCCUGGCAAUGAUUCGAGGCGCGAAUUCUUCAGAAAAGUGGUUGAAUAUAUCAAAACGUCGCCCGCGCAUUUCCCCGAUCCAGAGAACCGCAAGAAGAGACAACUCGAGACCUUGGAGGUCGCACCUCCACCUCCGCCAAAACCCGCCGCGCCACUUACCAAAGAACAACUCAAGGCCCAGAAGAAGAAGGAUCACCAGACGUUGAAUUUGCUGAAGAUUAGGAUUCAGCCGAUCAUGGACCAGAUCAAGAAGUACAAGAGAUUUAGAACUGGUGUGAUCGAUGAGUCUCAGAUCCGGUAUCUCUGGGAAGAGGAUGACCCGAACAUUGUCACGAGUGAUCUGCCCAUCGAGCAUCGGACAACCUUCCGGCCGUUCGAGAAGGCUUUGGACAAGCAUGGUGUCCCUGGUCUUCGCGAAACCGUGUCGGGCAAGUUCUUCUACAACAUGGAGAUUGUGACCAUCGAGAAGCGUCUAUCCAAUGGCUACUACAAGCGACCCAAGGACUUCUUGGCCGACAUCAAGCGACUCGCCAAGGAUGCGCGGCAGCUGGGCGACCAGGAACGACUGCUCAGAGCCAACGAACUGCUCUCCAACGUCGAGGUCGACAUUGCCACUAUUGAGCAGGCUGAGCCGCAGCUUGUCGCGGAGUGCGAGAAUGUCUACCAACGCGAAUUGGAGAGAGAAAAGGCCGCGAUGGAGAAGGCCAAGAGAGCGGAGGAGACGUUUGCGUCCGGAGCAGCCGAUGACAACGUUCCACACGGCAAUACGGACUCUGGGCCGUCUAGUGGUCCCGUGGUGCUAGGUGAGACGUUCCCAGAAAACGGGGGCUUCAAGGGCCCUGCGAGACCUGUUACCCCCAACCGACGCUCGGCCGUGAGUUUCCUCACCAAUGGUUAUCAUGGUGGGGGCUCCGAUCUGAAUGAUAGCGGUCACGGCCCUACGAGCAACGGGUCUCAUGGAUCGCGGCCAGAUGGCGAUGGCGACAUCUACAUGACCAAUUCGGAGGACCACUCGGGAGAAAGGGAAACGCAAGGCAGCUCCUUCGGCCCGUCAGCCCAACCCAAACCGCCAUACUCACACACUGCGCCGUCUCAGCAGGUGAGACGCGAAUCCGGUCUUUCGAGCUUUUCGCAAAAAGGACCAAUGACACCUAUGGCUCCUGGAUCUCAGCCACAAGACUACAGCAAUGAGGCGUCGACCACGCAAACGACAUCUGACAAGAAGUCGUCGGAACAGUCGUCCGUCCCCCAGAACCACACGCAGAGCCCUGUGGCCGGCCCCGGCAUGAGGCACGAUUUCCCCGAUCUUACCCAGUACCCGGAUCGGGUGUCGCAGGAAGAUUCCCAUCUUCCCGACACCCAGCAGGAAGGUAGCAGCCAACCUUCACCGCGGCCGCGGGAGUCGCUGACUGGGAACGCAGAUUCCAAUCCCGAUAGCAAUGCGCCGGAUGUUGGUCAAUCGCAACCGAAGACGCAACCUCCUGUGCCGCUGUUUGACGAUUCUCGGCAAGCCUCGCACGUGCCAGCCAAUCUCCAGUCGCUGUUGAACAAUGAAGAUCUCCCACCCAAACUCAUCAUCGACCAUGAUUAUGUUCAGAAUUUGCAUGAACAGCUCACGCAACGGACAAGCGGCUGCUCCGUGGAGCAGCUCGAGCAGAUCAACACCAACCUCAUGGACUAUCUCUGGCAUACACGUGGCGAGUGGAACCGCAGCAAGGUCGCCGCUGGCAUUCAGGAGACCUUCAACGAAGUCCUGGAGGAUAUGCAGGCGAUGCAAGAGAUCGGACCCAUCAGCCAGAAGACGAGAGAGCAACUGGGCGGAGCCAGCUUCCAGAUGUAA